Syzygium oleosum is the source of this 2215-nucleotide messenger RNA. RefSeq lists its product as uncharacterized. Bases 164 to 2116 code for a protein of 650 amino acids. NCBI's taxonomy places the organism in Eukaryota, Viridiplantae, Streptophyta, Magnoliopsida, Myrtales, Myrtaceae. The transcript is spliced from 6 exons. Gene Ontology annotation, cellular component: small-subunit processome; Pwp2p-containing subcomplex of 90S preribosome. The record is from RefSeq and is a predicted model, not a curated record. Gene Ontology annotation, molecular function: snoRNA binding; protein binding. Gene Ontology annotation, biological process: maturation of SSU-rRNA from tricistronic rRNA transcript (SSU-rRNA, 5.8S rRNA, LSU-rRNA).
CGUGCUUCUUCUAGCGCGCCUUAACAGUUGCAGAAAGCAAAACCCUUAAACCCUAGACGCCACCACCGUCCACGGUGCUUCCCUCCGCUCCCUCCAACCGCCGGAGAUCCCAAUUUGACCUCGAUCUCUCGCCGGCUCCGUCGGAUCUCGGCGAGCGGCGGCGAUGGCGGACGUGGUGCAGUACCGGCUCGAGCGCAUGGUGGGCGAGCUCGACGACCUCGAGCGGCGGGGCCUCUUUACGCGCCGCGAGAUCGCGGAGGUCGUGAAGCAGCGCCGGAAGUUCGAGUACCGGCUCAAGAGGCCGAGCCCGCUCAAGGAGGACUUCCUCGCCUACAUCGACUACGAGACCCAGCUCGACGCGCUCCGGAGGCUCAGGAAGAACUCGCUCGCGCGGGAGGCGAGGAAGAAGAUGAAGAAGUCGGUGUCCGACUUCGCCGGGGUCGCGAGGAUCAUUGAGAUUUACAGGAUGGCGGUGAUGAGGUAUAAGGGAGAUAUUGAUCUGUGGUUCCGGUACUUGGAGUUUUGUAGGGUGAGAAAGAACGGCCGGAUGAAGAAGGCCCUUGCUCAGGUGAUAAGAUUCCACCCAAAGGUUCCAGGAGUUUGGAUUUAUGCUGCGGCCUGGGAAUUCGACCAUAAUCUAAAUGUUGCAGCCGCUCGUGCACUUAUGCAGAGCGGUUUAAGAUUGUGUCCAACAUCAGAAGAUCUAUGGGUGGAAUAUCUGAGAAUGGAGCUCACAUACCUUAAUAAGUUAAAGGCCCGAAGGAUUGCUCUUGGAGAGGAUAACGAGACUUUGAUUCGCAGUCGUGAAGAUAAUAAUGAGAAACAGUGGAAAAAUGAGAAUCAAGAUCUCUUUAUGUCUCUUAAUGAAGGUAGAGAUACAGGUGAUGGAUCCGGUGGUCAAAAUGGGGAAGCUGAAAAGAAGGUAGAUUUGUUUCAAGAGCAAGGGUUGAUCAUUCUUCAAACUAUUUACAGUGGUGCCGUAGAAAUGCUUCCCUCAAGUUUGAGUCUUAGAAAACGACUGUUUGAGAUAUUGGAUUCAAUAAACUUGUCAGAUUCAGAAGAACUGCGAGAGAAGGUACUAGGUGACAUGAAGAGAGAAUUUUCCACUGACCCUGAAUAUUGGGACUGGCUUGCAAAACAUCAAAUUACUGAUUUUGAGAGUCUACAAGAUAUAGAUGAGGAGAGAUUGCAUUCUGAGGUGCAAAAGGCAGUCAAGAUCUAUGAAGAGGCGAUAGAGAUUCUUCCUUCCCCUGUGCUGUUUAAUCUGUAUACAAAAUUUUUUAUGGAUGUCAUUGCGCUGAAAGAAGGAAAUAUCGAGAGAUCUCAGUCAUCUGGAAAUAUGCACAGCUAUAUAUCACAACUCCUAAUGGUAUAUGAAAAGGCUGAAACAGUGGGGUGCCUGGAUGAGGAUCUUGCUUGCAAACAUGUCUCAUUGUACUUACAAUUGGGAAGACUGAAUGAAGCCCGUGAUAUGGCAGGAAGGCUUUGCAGCGGAAAACUGUCUGAUUCGAUGCAGUUGUUGCUCUUAAGGGUCUCAGUAGAACUUAGAUGUCUUACAAAGAAUUAUACAUCCUUGGAUAAGGCUGAUCUGGUUUCCAUUUUUGAUCUUCUGAGAAACGUUUUGACAAAAGCCUCUGUUUCAGAAACCGAGCAACUGUGGUUAGUGGUUCUCAAGAUUUUCGGUAAUCAAAACCAAUACUUCGACAAGCUUUUGGAGAUCGCGUUUGUUGCUCUACCUAAAAAUGGUGGCAGUGAAUCUGAAUUUUCCCUCUCUUCAGUGAUUGUUAAUUUUGUUCUUCAGAAAGAUGGGGUUGAACGUGCUAGAGAGAUGUACAGACGAUUUCUUGCUCUUCCUCACCCUGAGGGUGCAUUAUAUAAGACUUGCAUUGAGCUGGAGAUGAACCUUGCUUUUGCGGGUUCUAAAGAUUGUCUUUCUAGAGUUCGGAAGUUAUAUGAAGCUGCGCUCACAGCUUAUGACCAAAGUGUAGAUUUGUGGAGAGCUUACUAUUCUCUGGAGAACAAGAUGGGAACAGCAGAAUCCACAACGGCUGUGUACUGGCGUGCCCAGAAGAUACUGAAAGAUGCUUCAGCUAUCACUAACCUUCCACAUUCGUGAUUGUACUCUGAAUUAUUUGUUACAUCCAAUUUUGACCCUCAUCAUGUACCAUUGGUUUUCACUUUAAGGUUUUUGAUAUAGAAGGUACAACGUUGUAAA